AUGGAGCUAGAUCGUAGACGAGUACAGACUGUGAAGCUCACUUUGACCAUCGUCGCCUCCAAUUUUAUUCUUUGGGCGCCGCUCUGCAUCACUUCCGUCAUCGAUGCCCUCUGGCCCGCUGUUAUCAGUAUGUUUGCUUUUGUACGUUCUGAAGGAAACCAUUCAACGCUUAUCGAACUACACUGA
This is a messenger RNA of Angiostrongylus costaricensis, 186 nucleotides long. The record is from the annotation of a GenBank genome assembly. Lineage: Eukaryota; Metazoa; Nematoda; Chromadorea; Rhabditida; Metastrongylidae.